AUGUCAAUCGAACCAACAUCUAUUGAAGGUAGUGUUACACCUCCUACUUUAAUAGAUUCUGAAAAUUCGGGAGUUGGAGCUUCAAGCCAAACAAAGGGGACUACCGGGAAAAGAAAAGCCACUCAAAGGUCAGAAGUUUGGUCUCACUUCACUAAGAUUAUUAAUAGUGAGGGUGCAAGUAAGGCUAAAUGUAAUUAUUGUCAAAAGGAAUUUUGUUGUGAUAUGAAAAAAAAUGGUACAAGGUCAUUGAAAUAUCAUAUUGGUUCAUGUAAGAAAAAUCCUAGUAAUGUUGUUGACAAUUCUCAAGGACAACUAGUUUUACCUAGAAAGAGAUUUGAAGGGGGGGAAGGGAACCUUUCAACUUGGAGAUUUGAUCAAGAAGCAUGUAGGAAAGGACUAGCACAAAUGAUUGUGAUUGAUGAAUUACCUUUCAAGUUUGUUGAAAGUGAAGGUUUUAAGAAAUUUAUGUUUGUGGCAAGUCCUAGGUUUCAUAUUCCUUCACGAACUACUAUGACUAGGGAUGUUUAUCAAUUGUAUUUAGAUGAAAGGAUCAAGAUAAAACAACUUUUGAGAAGUUCUUGUUCUAGAGUUUGCUUAACUACUCACACAUGGACUUCUUUGCAAAGAGUUAAUUAUUUGUGCAUCACUGCUCACUUUAUUGAUAAUGAUUGGAAAUUUAAUAAAAAGAUUUUAAACUUUUUUCCAAUUUCUAGUCAUAAGGGUGAGUCCAUUGGAAUGGUGAUUGAGAAAUGCUUGUUGAAUUGGGGGAUUGGUAAGUUGUUUACUGUUACUGUUGAUAAUGCAAGUUCAAAUGAUGUUGCUAUUGGUUAUUUGAGAAAGAAAUUUAACCCUCGAGGGGGUUUAGUUCAAAAUGGUAAAUAUCUUCAUAUGAGAUGCAUGGCACACAUUGUGAAUUUUAUUGUUGUUGAAGGCUUAAAGGAAAUGAAUAAAUCUGUUGAACGUGUUAGGGGGCUGUUAGAUAUGUGGAACUCAACCUACUUAAUGUUAGACACUGCUCAGAACAUUGAGAGAGCUUUUGAGAGAUUUGAGGAGCAAGAUACAAACUUUAGGGCUGAACUUGAAAGGGGAGAGGGUUGGCCUAGUGUGGAUGAUUGGGAUAAUGUUAGAAACUUGAGGGAUUUCUUGGAACACUUUUAUGAAGUCAUUUUGCGUAUAUCUGGCACUUCAUAUGUCACUGUUAUGGCCAUCAAGAUGAAAGAGAAGUAUGAUAAGUAUUGGGGUGAUAUUGAUAAGAUGAAUUUGCUUAUGUUUGUUGCUUGUAUUUUAGAUCCUAGACAAAAACUAAAUACUUGUAGCCAAUUGAGUGUGCCAACACAUGUUUCUCUCGGUGAACCACAACAAAAAAUGAAAAGGCGAAUGCAAGCUUUGUAUAAAAAGCGUGAGUUGGAAAUUUGUGGUGAGGAUAAAACAUCUGAGUUGGAUAAAUAUCUAGCUGAGGCUAAUGAGGAAUUUGUUGAAGAUUUUGAGAUUUUAUUGUGGUGGAAAGUGAACAGCCCUAGAUUUCCCACUCUUUCAAAAAUGGCCAGAGAUGUGUUAGCUAUAUCGGUUUCUACGGUUGCUUCAGAGUCUGCAUUUAGCAACGGAAGACGUGUGCUUGAUCAAUAUAGGAGUUCAUUAACUCCUAAAAUUGUACAAGCUCUUGUGCGUACUCAAGAUUGGAUUCGAAAAUCAUCAUCACAAGAAGACAUCAAAAAGAUUGAAUAA
Molecule: messenger RNA, 1725 nt
Organism: Gossypium raimondii (Peruvian cotton)
Lineage: Eukaryota; Viridiplantae; Streptophyta; Magnoliopsida; Malvales; Malvaceae
Product: putative AC transposase
Exons: 4
Coding region: 1-1725 (574 amino acids)
Molecular function (GO): protein dimerization activity; DNA binding
Source: RefSeq, a predicted model, not a curated record